ACUCAACGGCUGGAGCGAUAUAUUACUCCAGUAUACGUGCCCUAAACAACGGGGAACGGGGGAUCGAGCCGGAGAUUAUCCAGCUGACGACUUUUUGCACUUCUAAUCCAAAGGAGCCCGUGUGAAUGGAGUUUACGAAUCCCUUCUUCAACACUAAGCACAUUUUAUCCACUCAGACCAUACCUUCUCCGGCCGCUGAAAGUGCGUGGCUCACUUUUUUGCUUUUCCCGUGGAGGAGGACCCUCUGUUGAUCUUAUAUACCACUCUCUCUUUGUGCGCCCUCCCGGUUCUCCAUUCGCCAGACGCGGAGCGGAGCCGCAUCACCAUCAUCAUCAGCGCUCGCGCUGCCUCUGUGUCUCUGCGCCUGCAGCCAGGACCCGCGUGCCCUGCUAUCCCACCACCAUGAAUUCGGAUAUUAACAUGUACUUGGGGCGAGAGAAAUCGGGGAUCAUGCGAAAGAGAGCGCUGUUACUCAGGAAAGGCUGCAGUUUCGAAAUAACGAGCUCAGCAUCAGAGGAUCUUGGGUGCCGGAGAGGAGAGUUCAGCCGGAAACACUAUGGAUCAGUUGAACUGCUCAUCUCCAGUGAUGCAGACGGGGCCAUACAGAGAGCUGGGCGAUUCAGAGUGGAGAACGGUUCAAUAGAUGAGGCCUCUGACUACACGCCUGGAACAUGGAGGAGAACUGACGUCCAUUUGGAGAACCCAGAGUAUCACACCAGAUGGUACUUCAAGUACUUCCUGGGAAAAGUUCAUCAAAACUACGUGGGGACUGAUGCAGAGAAGAAUCCCUUCUUCCUGUCUGUGGUUUUGUCAGACCAGAACAACCAGAGGGUCCCACAAUAUCGAGCCAUCCUGUGGCGCAAGACGGGUACUCUAAAAAUCAGCCUUCCAUACAGUCCGACAAAAACGCUAUCAGUCAAAUCUAUAUUAAGUGCCAUGAAUGUGGAUCGUUUUGAGAAGGGGCCCAGGGAGAUCCUUAACCCAGAGAUUCAGAAGGACUUAUUGGUGCUGGAGGAGCAAGAGGGCAGUGUAAACUUUAAAUUUGGUGUUCUUUAUGCCAAAGAUGGACAGCUGACAGAUGAUGAAAUGUUCAGCAAUGAAUCAGGAAGUGAGAAUUUCGAUAAAUUUCUGAAUCUCCUUGGUGACACGAUCUGUCUGCAGGGCUGGGCGGGGUAUCGAGGAGGACUGGACACUAAAAAUGACACUACAGGAAUGAAUUCCAUCUACACAGUCUAUCAGGGUCAUGAGCUCAUGUUCCACGUUUCCACCAUGUUACCUUAUUCUAAAGAGAACAAGCAACAGGUAGAGAGGAAGAGACAUAUUGGGAACGACAUCGUGACCAUUGUGUUUCAGGAGGGAGACGACGCCUCUCCGUCCUUCAAACCCUCUAUGAUUCGCUCCCAUUUCACACAUAUUUUUGCCUUAGUUCGAUAUAAUAGCCAGAAUGAUAGUUACAGGUUGAAGAUUUUCUCAGAGGAGAGUGUGCCGUUGUUUGGCCCACCGCUCCCUUCCCCUCCAGUGUUCACAGACCACCAGGAGUUCAGGGACUUUUUACUAGUUAAAUUAAUAAAUGGAGAAAAAGCCACUCUGGAGACCCCAACUUUUGCUCAGAAACGUCAGCGCACGCUGGACAUGCUGAUCAGAUCCUUGUACCAGGAUCUCAUGCCUGACAUGCCCAAGGUUCCCUUCUCUCCGCAGAACAUGCUGAACCGACGCUCGUUCAGCGAUGUGCUGCCAGAGUCGCCCAAAUCUGCCCGUAAAAAAGAAGAGGCACGCCAGGCUGAAUUCGUUCGAGUUGGACAGGCCUUGAAGCUGAAAACUAUAGUUCGAGGGGAUGCUCCCACCAGUCUCGUCACUACUGGCCUUUGCAGGAAAGAGCCAUGGGAGUCACAGUCAUUCUGCAGUAGCUUCCCGUAUGAUAUAGUCUGUGGGGAUUCGUGGGGACAGUCAUUACUGGUCGCCACAGAUUCAGCAGGGGUCAUGCUGCUGGAGGCCUCAGAUCCACUGUUCUCCAAUGCAGAUUCGCCAACCCUGCCUCCGGUGCAGGUAUUUGACAAAACCUUGACUGUCAAACAAAUGCACGUGCUUGAACCUCAGGACCUCCUCAUUGCAAGAGCAGAUAAGGGGAAAGACGCUCGACUGUAUGUUUACAGACUGAGCUCUCUCAAACGAGGGAUAGAGGAGCGGCAGCUUGUCCGCACCAAGUGUGACAGUCGAGAGAACAAGCUGGAGAAAACCAAAGGCUGCCAUCUCUACUCCAUAAACACACAUCAUGGGGUGGAGCUCAGAAUCGUCGCGGCGAUAAGAAACAAGCUCCUCCUGAUCACCAGGAAACAGUCACGCCUCGAUUGCCUCAGCUCUGUUGCUACAGUCACAGGGACUACUGACUCACCUGUGGAAGAGUUCCAGUACAUACGGGAGAUCUGCUUAUGUGAUUCACCGGUGGUCAUGGCCCUGGUUGACGGCCCAACAGGAGAGAACGAUCACAUGAUCUGCGUGGCCUACAGACAUCAGUUUGACUUGAUCAAUGAAAGUACAGGAGACGCUUAUAGACUACACCAUGUAGACUCCAACCGGGUGAACUUUGUUGCUGCCAUAGAUGUGUAUGAAGACGGAGAGGCUGGACUUCUUCUUUGCUAUAACAAUAACUGCAUCUAUAAGAAGGUGUGUCCGUUUAACGGCGCAACACCCAUGAUUCAGCCCAAUACUUCAGACUUCCAUUUCAGCUGGAACCAAAUGCCCAACGCUAUCGUAUGUGCGUUCCCGUAUAUCCUUGCAUUCACCACUGACUCCAUAGAGAUUCGACUAGUCGUUAAUGGCAAUCUAGUAUAUACAGCUGUCGUUCCAGAACUGCAACUGACUGCAUCCAGAUCUGAUAUCUAUUUCAUCUCGUCAGCACCUAUCAACUCUGCCUCCAACUGUAGCUCCAGAGACACCAGUUCCCAGAGUUCCCCUCAGACUCCCACCGGCUACGAGAUGCCCGUCUUCCCUUCGCCGCUCGGAGAUGAUUGUAUUCGGAUUCCCUACGGCACCAAGCUAUCCCUCUACAUGUCUAAAGACUCUGAAGGUGAAGCUCCCUCAAAACACAUCUAUAAGAUCCCAUUGAGCAACCUAGUCGGACGGAGCAUAGAGAGGCCCCUCAAGUCGCCCCUGGUCAAUAAAGUGCUCACGGCACCUGCCCCCAGCGCGAUCGGCCCCACUCCCAUGAUCGCAAGCACAACCUCCCUCUCGCUGUCUCGCAUGGAGAUCAAAGAGAUCGCCAGCCGCACACGGAAAGAACUGCUGGGUUUGACUGAGGAACCCAGCAGUAAGGCUGAUGGCAACUCGGUGAAACAGAGGAGAAUGAGCAAGAAGACCAAGGAGGAAGAACAGAGGAGAACAGCGGAGAUAAGCACCACUGAGCAAGUGGGAAUGGAGUCUGUAGAUGGAGAAACUGAUGUCCACCGGCUUUGCUCAUCUGGCUCCGAGGUGGAGCCAAGAGAUGAUAGCCCACCCGCGGCCAGCCCUUUUACCUUCUCCACGUCUUUUGAGGAGGAUAUUCUGGACCUUAAGUGAUGACAAUCACAGUCUGUGGAUCAAAGUGCACCUCUCACCUUACACAUCCUGCUACUUUUUACUUUAUAUCAUUCUUAUUUACCAUGCUACAUUGAGUUUUGUUUUCCUCGGUCUGCCUACUCAUCUGUGCGCGCAAAUGAAUCCCCAGAGCUUUAAACUUGAAGGAGUUUACAGUGUGGUGAUGUCAAAAUUUACUCCUGGUGGAUGUAUGCAUGUGUGUGUGUGUGUGUGUGUGUGUGUGUGUGUGUGUGUGUGCGUAUGAUCUUGUGUUUACUCUAUAUGAAAGAUAGAAUUACAACUAGAAAAUUCAGAUCCUCUGCUAUUAUUUCACAAUUCAAAACUGACCAAAAAUGUUUAAAAACCCCUAGGGGUUUGAUUUCGUUUCUAUGAUCGAUGAGACACCCUCUCCAUCAGCUUUUGGACAAAUUUGUAGCUUUGUAGCAAACUUGUAGCCAUACGAACAGAAAUGAGAACUAAUAAUAAAACAAAAAUGGCUUGAAAGGUUUGAGCCGCAGUUUUAAGGUCAAAGCGAAUAUUACUUUUCACUCCGGGGACCUGAAUGUAAGAUUGACGCUCCUAAAAACGAUGAAACAUUUUUUAACUCCUUAUUUUGUGUUUUUAAAUGUUUUCUAUGUUUGUGAUUUGUACAUUGUGUGAUUAUUUCGAAGUUGUAAAAAAACAAACACAAACAAAAAAAAAAAAAAAACGACUCUAUAUGCAUCUCGGACCAGAUGCACAUGAACAUACAAAUGUAAACAUACAUAUAUACAUAUAAAUACAUAUACCUUUCUAGUUCUAUUGUAUUAUGGAGAAAUAAAACUCAGUUCUUGUGUAUAUCAAUGUUAUGGUCUAACCUGCCUUCACCCUCACCAUGCUUUUAAACCCUGACAUGCAAACCCUCUGCAGAAAGGGCAGGAGUCUCCCACAAGUGCCAUUUUCUACUGCAGCCGUCAACCACUAGCGCCCUCUAUCAGACUGACCGCGAGGCAGAACAAAAAAAACCCCAUUACAGAACAGUCUGGUCACCACAUCUGGUAAAUGUGCAGCUGUUUACUACGCUAACAGUAUGAGCUUUGGUCCGUAAACAUCCGCAUUUACUGGCGCACACCGUCAAACGCAGUCUAUAACAAGUGCUGUCGCUUCUUGAAAAGGGCUCUGGAUCACCUGCAUGCCUCCCUUCAAACCCACUAUAAAAUAAAAGGGAUUUGAUGUAUUAAUGGUUUAGAAUUAGGAUGUAUUAUCUUUACUCUUCUCAUGGAUUUGGUAGGGGAAAAAAAAAAAAAAAAAAAACACUCCAGGAAUUAAAGCCAGGGUUACUUAAAUUACAUCUCUGACUCUGGGUUAUAUAAAAAAAAAAGUCUUGUUUUCUAGUAAAAUCUAAACAUCUGAAAACAUUUAUGUGAAAGGCAAAGCGAUAUUACAUACACACAAGCUGUAGGCCUAUAUAUAUUGCAUUCAUUUAUUUUACUAAUGCAUACACUUAACUGGAUCGCUAAAAGAUGUUUAGGCAUUUUAACUGGAAAACAACACAAAAAUAGAGAAAGGGGACACAAUAGAUUUUCGCUGUGUAAUAAGAGAACGAGAAUAUCGAUUCUGCUGUUUACAGUUCAAACUCAGAGAUGUUUAAAGAAUGUCAAAGUGACACCAGAACACAAGAGCCUCAGGAACAGCACAAGAGGAGGUGUAAGUAUUAAACUGCUUAGCUUGAAUGCAUGACCCCCCUCCCCCCCUCUCAACCUCUUUCUCCAUCUGAAUGUGAACCAUUUAACACUAGUAGCAGGCUGGACUACAAAGGGAAAACGUGGGAAUAUUUUUGUAAAUCGAGAGUUUUACAUAUUAUUUAUUUGUUAUUUUUGUUGUCUUUGAAGGGAAUGGGUGAGCCAGAGACUGAUGGAAUAUAUAUUUUUUCCGUUUUACUUUUUCCUUUGGCAUACCGUCCGUUACCUCCCCCCUCCUUCUGUUCGCUCCCCCGUUUUCGCAGUGGUUUUGUAUCUAUAUCGAUAUUAACUGUUUAGACUGUUGCAGAAACUCUGUGAUAUCAGAAAUUAAAACAAAAAUAAAUAAAUAAUAAAAAAAAAAAACACCAAGUGUCUUAAAAUAUUGUAUUGCCAUUGUUUUUAAUGCCAAGUAAUACUUGUAAAUGUUAGUGUUUCAGAUGUGGCCUCAAAAAUAUUAUUAUUAUUAUAGCAUUUAUUUGAAAAAGUGCUGUAGCCCACUGCUGUAGUUAUUGUUCAUUGAUAUGAAAUAAAUAUUUAUGAAAUUUGA
Puntigrus tetrazona (Sumatra barb) is the source of this 5820-nucleotide messenger RNA. RefSeq names its product GTPase activating Rap/RanGAP domain like 3 (gene garnl3). The transcript has 31 exons. The coding region runs from base 403 to 3555 and encodes 1050 amino acids. Gene Ontology annotation, cellular component: cytoplasm. Lineage: Eukaryota; Metazoa; Chordata; Actinopteri; Cypriniformes; Cyprinidae. Gene Ontology annotation, biological process: regulation of small GTPase mediated signal transduction; activation of GTPase activity. The record is from RefSeq and is a predicted model, not a curated record. Gene Ontology annotation, molecular function: GTPase activator activity.